UCAAACACGGUGUUGGUCGUUUCACCACUUCUCUUCUCCUUUUUUAUGAAUAGUAAAUAGUUUCAUCCAAGUGAGUUUGCAUGUUUCGUUUGAAACAGCGACUAGAACGACUUCACUCCAAGUCCCAUGAUGCACCUCUGUUGCCCACUUGGAACCAAGCGGCGAGCCAGUCAGCAGCAGGUAAACAAACCUAUCUCACUGGGGCUGCUAGCCACACAAAGCGUAUGCGCUGUUUGACAGUCUUGUAUUUUUAAUGGCGAGGAGGAUGCCAGUUGAAAAAGAAACAUGUCUGCUGUCAACAGUUCAUUAAAAACAAUCGCUGAAUUGUAAUUCGACAGAGGAGAGUCGACGGCAAAUAGAAGGACGAGUUUAACCUAACCCGUUUCGACAUCUGCGCAUGAUGCAUUGCAGCACUUUCGAGAAAAUGGGUGUUUUUAGCCUCAUUCUGAGAAUAGGGUAUAUGAUCCAAGAUGUCGGUUGGGUUCUUUAGCUACCGUGCCAUUUGAUUGUGCUGGACUCAAAUCAACCUCCCCUCUGGCGACCUGCAACAUGGGGCCCAUCAUGCAGGAGCGCACGACAUCCACGACACUGAAACGCGUCGUCUCCAAAGAGAAGAUUCGGGUAAAAUAUACUGAAAACAGCGGACCAGUAACCAGUUCAAAGAAAGGUAACAAGAUGAAGAAAGCAGUGGGCCAGAUGAAAAAUGGCCUCCCAGGACCAGGUCAGGAUAAGGACACAGUGACAACAGUGCAGAAGGGUGCGCAGUCUAAAGGUGGCAGGGUCAAAUGUGGCACUACACGCAAUACAAGCAAACUGUCCAGCCCUGAAGAAGGAGAUUUGAGACCUCAACUCCGCAAACAUUUAACUGUGAACAGGAAAGAGGAGCAACGCGAAAAUCAACGGAUGUCUCAGUGCGGCAACGAGCUACACCAGAAUCGUGGUGGGAUGGGGAAAAAUCGGCGAGCCCUCUCCCUGCCUCUCUCCCCAAUAUCUGGGCUACGACACAUGCCAGCACACCCUUUAACACACUCCCCAGCCCCAACCCCAGAGGCACUACAGCGGCACUACAACCAGAAGGAUGAAGACACUGACAGUGCCAGUGAUCUGUCAGACUCUGAGAGGCUGCCUGUACUGCCCUCUCCCUGUACCCCCUGCACCCCUCCUCACCUCAACCUUCGGGCCGAGGUCAUCAAUAGUAAUGACUUUCCCCCGGACUUCCCAGGACCUCAUGGGGCUGUGGGUGAUGAAGAUGAGAGUGAAAAACCCAGCUACAGUUACCCAGACUUUCUGCCUCCUCCCUUCAACAGCUGGAGCCUGAGACAGCUGGCAGUGUUUCUUCAUACGGAUGGCCGUGGCGCCCCCCGCCCCAAGCCAGUAGGGCCCUUAGAGAAGUACCUGGAAAGGCUGCUGCAGCUGGAGUGGCUCCAGAUCCAAACGGUGCAAGCAGAAAGCAGCCGCCCACCUGGUAGCCGUACAAGGCUGCAAGGCUUCCCCUCUGCCACCACUGCUCACCCCCCCAGGCCUCACACAGCUCCACCAUCACGACUCAACUCCCCUAAAGGGCUGCGGCAAAGCCAGCGAGCCUUCCCAUUUACACCUGUCAACAACCCCCCAUCACCUGCUUCAGCCCAGCAACAGCACUCCCGCUUUCCAGUUUGCCCUCACUGUCACAUUCGCUACCCAUUGUGCAAUGGAAGCUGCUCUGCUAAUGCUUACCAGCGUCACUCAAGGCUCAGCCCACUUCUUGAACGCAAAGCCAGACCCGGUGCACCAGCGAAAAGGAGCAGCAGUGAGACCCGAGCCACCUCAACAGAAUGUAGGAGCCCAGGAGGACAAGGUGGAGUACAAGUUGGAGGCGGAGCCCAGACCCCAGUUAGCCCCUCAACUGGAAGGAGUCAUCUUAGGCACAUGCAAGCUGCAGGCAAUGUCCGUAAGCAACCCCAGGAUUCUGUAACUAACCCAAACAGCAGAGGUCAGGUGAGGAAAAGCCGCAUCAGAGCUAACUCUGAAACAGAUGUCAAAAAGGAGCCUUGUGGUAGUAAAGCAGCUAGUGCGGAGAAACAAGUUUUUGUGGCAAGUAAGAAAGAGGUCACCACCUCCAAGAGAGUAGAAAGGGACUGGCAGAGGACAGAGGCGGUAGGUCAGGCCUCUAAAACUGCCAUGAAAAGAGCGGCUAAAGAGCCACAGUCUCUCUCCAGAGCUCUGCUCAGUAGUAAGCAGAAUGGCAAAACAAAAAAUGUGCACUUUGUUGCAAAGUAACACUUAUAACCUACAAUGUAGUGCUUUGCUUAGUGGUUACUUGAUACAGGAGCUUGAACCUAUGCUUGCUUUCUGUGUAAUCUGUGUAAUACUAACAUGUUGUAACUGUUGUACAGCAGUCUACAUCAGUCAGUGGUGUACAGCCUUCUAAAGCUCAAAACUAACAAGAGGUUGAGCAGCUAGAAUAGAGAUGAAAAAGCAAUGAUUUCAAAGCAUAAUAUGACACUUAAAUAGAACAGAACUUGUAUUUUAUUUAAAAUGUACAGUA
This is a messenger RNA of Etheostoma spectabile (orangethroat darter), 2527 nucleotides long. RefSeq names its product family with sequence similarity 217 member Ba (gene fam217ba). NCBI's taxonomy places the organism in Eukaryota, Metazoa, Chordata, Actinopteri, Perciformes, Percidae. The transcript is spliced from 4 exons. Bases 550 to 2259 code for a protein of 569 amino acids. The record is from RefSeq and is a predicted model, not a curated record.